AUGGCCUUUUCCCCAACCGUCCAGGCCAGCAGGAAUGCUCAGGCCGGCCAGGUCGAACUCAGGCCCCUCAUUUGCUAUUACGGCACUUUCGUAUUAUCGAACGGUAAAUGGGUUCUGAGUCGGCGAUACACUGACGGAGCUUUCGCAGGGACUUAUGUCACUAUUCUGGGUAAGCCCGAGUUUCUUUAUCUCGAUUCAGGUUGCAAUCCUCACCACGAGCCCUCGGAUACGAUUUACAUCAAAGUAUACAAUGACGAGAUUGAGGUGAUAAACCUUGAAGAGCCAGAGGGAUUUCCUCUAUACUACAGUGAUCGUCACGAGUACGCAGAAAGCAGGGUAAUCCUGUUAUAA
Molecule: messenger RNA, 351 nt
Organism: Pyricularia pennisetigena
Lineage: Eukaryota; Fungi; Ascomycota; Sordariomycetes; Magnaporthales; Pyriculariaceae
Exons: 1
Coding region: 1-351 (116 amino acids)
Source: RefSeq, a predicted model, not a curated record